This is a messenger RNA of Saccharomyces eubayanus, 1371 nucleotides long. It is a transcript of the gene YTP1, whose product is annotated as Ytp1p. The transcript has a single exon. Bases 1 to 1371 code for a protein of 456 amino acids. NCBI's taxonomy places the organism in Eukaryota, Fungi, Ascomycota, Saccharomycetes, Saccharomycetales, Saccharomycetaceae. The record is from RefSeq and is a predicted model, not a curated record.
AUGUCCAAAAAGAAUACGAGAACAACUUGUGGGUCUUCUACAAUUGCAGGUGUUUGUUUGUUAGUAUGUUUUCUCAUUGAAAAAGUCCGCGGUGAUAUGGGCAAUGAUAUGGGCAUGGAUGAUACUUCUGAGUAUACUAGCCCAGAUAUAGUAGACGCCGGGUCCAAAACUUUUCACUGGCUAUGCACGCUAGGGUUUCUGCUGCUUCUGCCAUCUGUGAUUACUUGUCUUUCAUUCGCUGGCAAAAUAUAUAUUGCUACUUCCCUGCAAUGUAUUUGUGCCGUCUACGCCUUUUUAGAGGCUGCUGUCCUUAGAUUCCACGAUAAUGACGGGGUAGAAAAUAGAACUUCAAGGGGGACUGCGUGGUUUUUGGCAGGACUGACUUGGAUCGCUCUAUUCUCUGGUGGACUUGCCGGAGGGACCAGCUUCUUGGUGAGAAGCAAGAAGUUGCAAACUUUCAUCUCAAAUACAGGCGAGACAAGGUUAUCGUAUAUCCAUCGUGGUUUAUCCUUUUUGACUGUCAUCACAGGCUGGGUUAAGGUAUGUUUGGCACCAGUCGCUUUGUUUGGGUUCUGUAGAGAGGCGCACACGGGGCAGUGUAUUGCUCACGGUAUCAUGGGGUCUGCGUUUGUAUUAUACGGGUUCAUUUAUGUGCUUGUAUUGACCAUUCCGUGGAUUCGUAACGCUCAGGCUUCAUAUUCACAAGACUAUAUUGACAGUUGGGUAAUGUGCGCAUGGGGUAUUGUUAACACCUUCACCGAACAUAGAUGGGGACGCGAAGCAUGGAGUGUCCAUGAUUACCAGCAUACAUUUAUGGGAAUUAUCUGGUGGGCUGGCGGUAUACUUGGAAUUUUUCUUUCUAGAAAGGGUAGAAGAACAUUCGUACCUAGUUUAAUCAUUAUCUUCACUGGAUGGGCAAUGUCUCAGCAUGCUCAGCACUUGAUAAUUAGUACAAAAGUCCAUAAUAUGUUUGGCCUGCUUUUAAUGUGUGGAGGUGCUCUGAGGAUAAUAGAAAUAUCCUUCCUCUUAAAAGAUAAGAGAACACUGGGAAACGUACAUUCGUUUCAAUAUCUUGCUCCCCUUUGUCUAGUAUGUUCAGGUCUUUUAUUUAUGGGCGCGAAUGAAGAACAAUUGAUUUUGGUAUUAAGACUUGGUGGAGAUCAUAGUGCCUAUGUUUUAUUAAUUCUAUCAGGUGCAUUUUUAGUCUAUUUUUGGAUGAUUACAUGCCUGGAGUUCUACCUAUAUCUGGUCGAAAAAGGACACCAAGGCUUCCUUCCAAAAUCCUACGAGCUUCAAGAGGAAAACAAUCGGGUUAGCUUCGAGUUAGAUAAUAUUUCAGACAACGAAGAUGCUGGCUCUUUCAAUGUCUGA